Molecule: messenger RNA, 607 nt
Organism: Ananas comosus (pineapple)
Lineage: Eukaryota; Viridiplantae; Streptophyta; Magnoliopsida; Poales; Bromeliaceae
Exons: 3
Coding region: 70-324 (84 amino acids)
Source: RefSeq, a predicted model, not a curated record
AGGAUUAAAACAUUGGUAGUAGUGCACUCCCAAGGAUUCCCCCCCACCCUCCUCACAAUUAACCCUGCCAUGGAGAACCGCAAGGAGAAAAAUGUCUGGAUGUCUGUUCCUCAAUUUGGAGGGUGGGAUCAGAAGGCCGGCACGCCGGACUAUUCCAUGGUCUUCUCGCGCGCCCGCGCUAAUAGGAAGCAGCAGAAAACUGACGUGAGGCGGGCGAGCCUUGGAAAUGAAGCAGAGCUCAUGACGUAUCAGCGCUACGAAGAUGGCAGCGUGAGGAAAAGAAAGAAGUUUCUGCGCUAUCUUAACUGCUGUAUGGUGGCUUGAUUUAGUAAGAAUCUCUGCGCCGGCAUAUAUUUCAAAUUUCCAGCUGCAUCAACUUAUCCAGCCUAUGCUACAGUUUGGGGACAGGGAUUAUGUAUCUGUAAAUAUUGGACAUUCAUUGAGAGAUACAUUUUGCUGCAUAGCAUGUGUUUUCUCCAAAACUUACUGCCAUUUGUAUAUUGGUGUUAUAUGAUGAUGUAUGUAAUAAAAUGAAGUGUGAGUUGUGUUAUGAUAUUUUGAUCAAUUUUGUAAUAUAUGGCAUAGUUUGUUUCAAGGAUAAACUUAA